AUAUUUUUAUUGAUCAUCAUGCCGGUGUAAAAAGGAAAUAUAACUCAGAACAACAGUCCUAUUCCGAGACGGAGUCUUUAAAAUGGCAGGCGAGGAGGAGAGGGGGGUGGUUCGUGUCAAAGUCAAGAAAUGUGAUGGGAUGCUUCCUGUGGAGUUUCGCUCGUUUGCCGUUGAUCCUCAGAUAACAUCACUGGAGGUCCUACAGCACAUACUUAUCAGAGCCUUUGAAUUGAAUGGGAAGCGGAAUUUCGGGAUCAGUUACCUGUCUCGAGAUCGAAGUGGUGCUGAACUUUAUCAGUCUCUGGUGUCUGACUGGGAUUUGGAUGUUGCAUUUGUGAGUGCAGCCAAACCCUAUCUACAGCUCAAGAUGGACAUAAAACCUCCAGAAGACAGUCCUGUUAUGGAGGACUGGGACAUCAUAAGCCCCAAAGAUGUGAUUGGCUCUGAGCAGCUUCUCGCAGAGAAGACUAGGUCGUUGGCAUCUGCAGCUCUUCCCUUCACCCAGUCUCUUCUGUCCCAGGUGGGCAGGACCCUAUCCAGAGUCCAGCAGGCCUUCAGCUGGUCUUAUGGUGAGGAGGUCAAGCCUUUCAAGCCCCCUCUAAGUGAUGCUGAGUUUCACAAUUACCUCAAUGGACAGGGCCAGUUGACACGACCUGAGGAACUCAGACUGCGGAUCUACCAUGGUGGUGUGGAGCCCUCAUUGCGCAAGGUUGUUUGGAGAUACCUCCUGAAUGUCUACCCUGAUGGGCUGAGUGGACAGGAAAGAAUGGACUACAUGAAGAGGAAGACGAGAGAGUAUGACCAGCUGAAGAGAGAAUGGACAUCACGGGUCAGCCUUGAGGACCUUGAAUUUAUACGGGGGAAUGUUCUGAAAGACGUCCUGAGGACGGACCGGGCUCAUCCAUACUAUUCAGGCUCAGAAGACAGUCCUCAUCUGACUGCCCUCACAGAUCUGCUCACCACAUUUGCCAUCACACAUCCACAGAUAUCAUACUGUCAAGGCAUGAGUGAUAUUGCCUCUCCUAUCCUUGCAGUAAUGGACAAUGAGGCGCAUGCCUUCAUUUGCUUUUGUGGCAUUAUGAAACGAUUGGAGGGGAACUUCAGGCCAGAUGGGCAGCUCAUGUCUAUUAAGUUCCAGCAUCUAAAGUUGCUACUGCAAUACUCAGAUCCUGAAUUUUACUCUUAUCUGGUGUCCCGAGGAGCUGAUGACCUCUUCUUCUGUUAUCGCUGGCUGCUUCUGGAGCUCAAGCGAGAGUUUGUGUUUGAUGAUGCUUUGAGAAUGCUCGAGGUUACUUGGAGCUCCCUGCCCCCGGAUCCUCCUGAAACCGAAGUGGAGCUUCUGGGUCCAUCCCUGGAGACUGAUGAAACACCGUCUUGCAGAGACAAGGACAAGACAGUUGAUAAUUGCCUUAGAGAUGAUAAGGAACAAAAAGAGAAGCAGCGUAGACGACAUAUGCUCAGGCCUUCAAGAGAAGAAUCAGAUUGGAGCAGGAAUGCUAUCAUAGAAAAAAAAGAUGCAGGCUCUGGAAAGGGAAGCGAGGGCAUCGAAAGUGACAUUCCUCAAGUGACCGUGGAAAAGGCAGAUUUACUGGUUCCUCCUUUUGAGAGACAAACUAGUUUUGGAGAGUUUAAAUACUAUACUGCUCAAAAUAAAGAUAGCUUUGAUAUAGAGGACACUGGGCAGCCACAGGGUUUGGUGGGUUCCAAGUCAGUAACAAGCACUCCGAGGCGCCAGUCUACAGUUGACAGCGAGGAGGACCCAGGAGAGGGAACACCUCUCAUAAAAAACUGUGACAAUGGUUUCACUCCGAUGUUAUCACCUCCUCUCUUUUCUAGUGGGCUACUAGUCUGGAAAACUGCCCCCUCUGUCUCUCCCACAUCUUCAUCUUCACCCUCCAGCUGGCCAGGUGCUUCUCCAGACUCUCCUUCAAAAUCCCCACCCCCCUCCACAACCAAUGGAAGUGGGGCCAAUGGAAGUGUCCCAAAAGUAUUGACCUCCUCUGCCCAAGUGCUCAGCAGUACAGUACAGUCGCCCACGACCCCCACUGUAAAAACAUCUGUUGUGUCUCCCUCCCACACUCAGAAUCGAUCCAUACUGUCUUCACCCAUUUUGUCCUUGGGAAGAGGCACCUUGCUGUCUGCUAGCAGGUCAUCCUCCAACAAUCUCCCUUCACCUAGCAACAAAUCCCCCAGCACCACAGCUAACACGCCCAGUUCUUCAAAAGCUGAGACCAAACCAUGUUCCCUGCCACCUCCUCAGGAGUUCGGCAAAGGCAAUCCCUUCAUGCUGUUCCUGUGCCUGUCCAUCCUGCUGGAGCACCGAGACCACAUCAUCAAGAACAGCUUGGAUUACAACGAGCUCGCCAUGCACUUUGAUCGCCUUGUGCGGCGCCACAACCUGAGCAGGGUGCUGCAGCGAGCCAAAGCCUUAUUUGCAGACUACUUGCAGAGUGAAGUAUGGGACUCGGAAGAAGGGGAUGAGGUUAGCUCGGACUCCCCAACAACAGCUACCGCUGGUCAACACUCUCCUUCCUCAACCAUCUCUGUCAGGCCCAUUUACAGCCCUUUAGCAUCGCCUCAGUCGUCAUCUCUGAACUCAACCUAUAACCUUGCAACCACCAUUCCCUCCCCAACAGCCCAACUUUCCAUUUCUCCCAUGUCCUGAUUCCAUCAUGCAUCAUUGCUAUCUCAUCCUCAGUGAAUUCCUCAGUAGACUGUUUGUAGCCCAUUGGAGGUGUUGGUUUUUAGACAUUCUCCCACAUUGAAUUGGGCUGUUACUAAUCUUCUCAUUCAAACUUGCUGAUGCGUUAAGUGUGUGAUUCAGGUGUUUGACGGUCAGACAGUUUGGUUGUCUUGAGUUUUGCCAGAACCAACAAAAUUUAAGCAACUUGGUGUAUUUAGCCUAUGUUGCCCCUUUAUUAACUUUGUUUACAAGCUUGUGUUAUUUCCAGUAAGCCACAAAAGUGUCUUAACUAAAGCAGUUAGACUACUUAAUAACAAGGAAUAAUCCAUGCUCUGAUUUGCUGAAAGUCAAAGUUUAAAUUGAUCUUGUUCAUAAAGUAUGUCUCAAAGGACUUUUACAGAAACAAGACUUUAUGACUCUGAUCUAAGUCAUUAGUCUGUCAUAAAGUAAACAACAACUACACUUUGUUGUGAAACAAAGCCAGCAGACAUAUUGUACUUGCCUAAUCUUCUGACUUAGACUGUCACCAUUAACCUUAAAGAGUAAAUUGACCUUAAACUUUCAUACUGUCUUGUAAAAAAAAACUACUGAGGUGCUCCCUAAAAGACAGAACACAAAAAAGUUUUAGAAAUGCAGCAGUUUCAUGCAGAUUUUACUAAACUGUGCAAGAGGGGUGGAAUGCACACGAAAAAUUCAAGCUUAUCCAGGGGUUAUGAAUCAUAACAUCAUAAACAUACAGAGAUGAGAGGCACUGCAGUGAUAUAUCUAUAAGAAUAGUCAGAGGCUUAGCUGAAUACACAGUCCAAAAACACAGUCAACAUGUAUGUUGCUGGUUACUUACAGCAAACAUCUGUAACAUCACUGGCCUUUUGGGGCAAGUAAAUACAGACUGCCCAAAUAUAGCGGUCAAAUUUGCACAAACAAUGUAAGGUAAAAAAUGUGCUUUGCCUUCUGGCUAAAUAGACUUUAAAGUCCCGAAUACACCAGCAUUUAUAACAACCCAAAUCUGUUCAUUUCAAAGGAAAAAGCAGUGGUCAGUGGAUUAGCUCACAAAGGUUUAGCCCAUUCAUGCAGAGCUUUUACAUAGACUUUGUUUUGCGUUUUCUUUUGACUUCAAUUUUGACACAGAAAUUCAUGCUGGUUACCAAUUCAGACUGUGUUGACAGUGCUGAGCUUUGGAAGAACAGAGAGCCAUGCAGUCUAAAACAGAGAAAGCUGCUAUGUCUUGCCAUCCAAUUAUGUAUAACCAUGGUCUGCUCGAGUAUAAGCUGCUCCACAAAAGAGAUACAGCAUGGUCUGCUUUCACUGGUUGCCUUGAUUUAACUGUGUUAUUUUAGGAGGAGACAGGAAUUAAUUUUGCUGUGCUAUUUUCUGGCACUAAUGCUUGAAACCUCUCAAGCAUUUUGCUCCUCUAGGGAUAUCCUAGCUUCCAGGUCCUGCACUCCAUACACUACUCAAUGAUUCAGACACAAGUGUUCCCUAUGUAGAUCUUUCCUUGUUCAGUUGUCCAGGAAUGACUUACAUUGUAAGAGGUAGUUUUGCAAUCUCACAAGUCACCAAUCGAAGCCAGUAUUUGUAGAGCAACAGGCAAGGCGAAAUUUAGCUUCUUUUUCUGUCUGAACAUGCCCUCAGGAAAUAACCCUGAUGAUCAGAGUGAUGUCAUCAGGGUUAUCUCACCUUGGGCAUGGAGACUACAAAUUUCUAACAGAAAACCCCUCAUUUCAUCUGGGCUACAGUGUUUGAAAGACAUGGGCAUUUACCGAGCAGGGAGAGUCUAACAAAGACGUCCAAUUCAGUUGCAUUCUGGAAAAUGGAGGAUCCAGUGUUUUUGCAGGUUGACUCAAUCGGUGACUUAAAGUUUCUGCUGCCUCUACUCCUUCAGUGGAGUACUCAUUUAAAACCCACAAAUUGAAGAUACAUAGCGGAAAGCUGUUUUAUAACAGUAUUGUCAGUUGGAUUUUUCCUUUUACGCUUCCAAAGUGCUACUGGAUUUGGACUUGAUGUACAGAAGUAUACCCAGAGAGAUGGGUCUAAACAGAAUAAUGUUGCAGUGGCCCAUACUUUCCACUACUUCCCAUUCAUACAAUUUACAUUAUAGGCUGUGGAUGAGCCAGUUAAUUAAUGUGUCCUCUUUAUGCUGUUAAUCUUGGUAUUUCUGCAAUCAGUAAAAUAAAACUUUCUAAAGGUUUAAUGUUGCUUAAAUGGCUUACAGCUUCUGUAAAAAACAGUGGUUACAUAAUUUUUAUUUUUACCCCAAGUGCAAGUGUAAGGUGAGGUACAUGAGACAUGUUUGACAGAGGUUUUAAGGUAUUUUCAAACUUACAGAGACUUUGGGUUAGUGCAAUGAGUAUAUAUCAGUGACAUGUUCAUAUGGAGGUUAAUAUUAGCUAAAUAGUCCUUCAGCAGUCAUAGGGAUAUGUUUUUGUUUGUUAUUACUUUUUAUUAUUUUUGUUCAUUUUGUUUGUACAACUUCAAAUGUGACUAAGCCAAUCAUAGUUGAGAACUGCUAAUAGUAGUUCUCUAAAGUCUAGCAGGUGAGGAUAUUUUCUGUGUUCAGUUAUGCGUAAAAUAAAGUCUCAAAUCUGAUCACUGGUACAAAGGUCAUCAUAAUUAAAACUGGACAAAGAAACUGUAACCAUGUUACACAUUAUGAAGAUAUGUGGAUGCAGUGCUGUAGAGAUCAGUUUGAUGUUGAUCUGCAUUGUACAAAUACCAAUCUGUUGAUACACUGUAUGUGCUGGACUCAUACAUUCAAACUACAACAAUAGCGAAGUACUGUACAUUAUUUAAUGCUGUGGUGGUUCAUUAUAUAAUUUUAGCACUUUUGUUAUUGCUGUUUCCCCAAAGACUGUCUUUUUGCUAUUUAUGUAUUAUGAUUUCAAAGAAACCAUGGAAAUAUGUGUCUAGAUUAGGCUGAUUUAAUGCACUAUUGCAGACAUUUCAUUUUGGCAGUCUUUAUACAUACUUUGUGUGGUUGCUGAUAAAAAGGUAGUAACUGAGUCCUAGCUGUAUAAUCAAUAUCUUUACCAUUCUUCAGUGUGAUAGGCGUUACAAAGGGUAAUAGGAUGUGAUACCACUUGAAAUGGCUGGUGGAAAAAAUAUUAGCAUACAUAAGAAGAAGUGCCUCACUCGUUUUGAAUCAAAAGCCUUGAUUUAUAUUUUCUUUUGUGCCCUUAUCUGUCUACAUUGUGUCAUCAUACGGGCUGAUUUGAAAGCCAGUUAUAGGUCUGAGUGAUAUUUGAAUAAAAUCAUUAUUGGACAGACAUUGGUAAUGUGUAGAACAUUCUAAUGUGAAAAAAGGGUGGGCUCUGGUUGGUGAGCUGUGGCAAACCCCUGAUCCUGUGUUUUCAAUGGGUCCAAAAAAUUGAUCAA
Messenger RNA from Chelmon rostratus (copperband butterflyfish), 6055 nucleotides. It is a transcript of the gene tbc1d25, whose product is annotated as TBC1 domain family, member 25. Lineage: Eukaryota; Metazoa; Chordata; Actinopteri; Chaetodontiformes; Chaetodontidae. The record is from RefSeq and is a predicted model, not a curated record. Bases 83 to 2665 code for a protein of 860 amino acids. The transcript is spliced from 7 exons. Gene Ontology annotation, biological process: regulation of autophagosome maturation; activation of GTPase activity. Gene Ontology annotation, molecular function: GTPase activator activity. Gene Ontology annotation, cellular component: autophagosome.